AUGCCGCCACAACGCGCCGCUACAUCUCGAGAGCCCCUGCCAGACCCUUUAGAUUUUCAACAAGCCGGAGGCUCCAGUCAAACUCCUCGAAACUCCUACCGACAACCAAGCCCUCUCAUGGAUCUUUCAUCUCUCGAAGGCCCUCCAAUCGACGACCAGUCGACCAUGAGGACGCCGCAUUCUAUAAUUCCUCGCCUUCGCGUGGACAAUGCAACCCCACAUAAUACACCUCCAAACCUUCUCUGGAAGCCUCUACCGCCGCGACCCGCCUCUGCAGAACCCAUAUCUCCACGACAGCAAGAACAUCGCAGACCAGCUGCCAACCCAACUGGGAACGAUGGUCCCUCGAGUAGGGAUAAUAACCUCAUACGAGCCUCAGCCCAUCGAGGCAGGCACACCGAAGAAGAUGAGCUCGAACACAACAGAGUAUCCCCAGACUACGAGCGCUCACGGUCAAGUACCAUCAUACAACGACAGACCAAUCAACCAAGAUCACGCAGCUCUGACCCCCGAGUCUGGCUUGAGGAUGUGGAACAGUGGACAACUGUUGGUUCUUCGGCGACACGCUCUUCCCAUCCACAGAUCCAUCGGCUGCCCACUAGGCUACGCAAUGCAACGACCCCGCUAUAUGUGGGGCAUCCAUAUGAUAGUGAUGACGACCUGGAGCGGCGGGAUCAUCCUCCUGAUUAUGAAAGUCACUGCUUCAGCCCGAAUCACGUUAUGCGACUCACGUUUGGUCCGGCUUCGAGGCCGAGAGCUAGUGCUCAUGAGAAUAGUCAAUAA
Penicillium cinerascens is the source of this 783-nucleotide messenger RNA. RefSeq lists its product as uncharacterized. NCBI's taxonomy places the organism in Eukaryota, Fungi, Ascomycota, Eurotiomycetes, Eurotiales, Aspergillaceae. The transcript has a single exon. The record is from RefSeq and is a predicted model, not a curated record. Bases 1 to 783 code for a protein of 260 amino acids.